Molecule: messenger RNA, 5750 nt
Organism: Cygnus atratus (black swan)
Lineage: Eukaryota; Metazoa; Chordata; Aves; Anseriformes; Anatidae
Gene: MAP3K20
Product: mitogen-activated protein kinase kinase kinase 20
Exons: 12
Coding region: 197-1555 (452 amino acids)
Biological process (GO): protein phosphorylation
Cellular component (GO): cytoplasm
Molecular function (GO): ATP binding; protein binding; protein kinase activity
Source: RefSeq, a predicted model, not a curated record
ACGAACCGGAAGCGCGGGGGACGGGGCGGGAGCCGCGGUCGCGCCGGUUGCAGCCUCCCCUCCCAGCCGCCCUGCCUGCCGCCCUCCCUCCCUCUGCGGCGCGCGGGCCGCGGCUUCGGGGUCGGCGCCGCUCGGGUCCCGCCAGCCCGGAGUCCCUCGGGGAAGAUUUUGCUGUGGUAUAUUUUGUCAUUAUGAGAUGUCGUCUACCAGUGCUUCAUUUGUGCAAAUUAGAUUUGAUGACUUGCAGUUUUUUGAGAACUGCGGUGGAGGGAGUUUCGGGAGUGUCUAUCGAGCCCGAUGGAUUUCUCAGGACAAGGAGGUGGCUGUAAAGAAGCUGCUCAAAAUAGAAAAAGAGGCAGAAAUACUCAGUGUGCUCAGUCACAAAAACAUCAUUCAGUUCUAUGGAGCUGUCAUUGAACCUCCCAAUUAUGGCAUAGUUACAGAGUAUGCUUCUGCUGGCUCACUGUUUGAUUACAUUAAUAGUAACAAAAGUGAAGAGAUGGAUAUGGAUCAUAUCAUGACCUGGGCAACCGACAUAGCUAAAGGAAUGCACUAUUUACAUAUGGAAGCUCCAGUCAAAGUAAUCCACAGAGAUCUGAAGUCCAGGAACGUUGUCAUAGCUGCUGAUGGCGUGUUAAAGAUCUGUGAUUUUGGUGCCUCAAGGUUCCACUCACAUACAACACACAUGUCAUUAGUGGGCACUUUUCCAUGGAUGGCUCCAGAAGUUAUUCAAAGUCUCCCAGUGUCUGAAACAUGUGACACAUACUCAUACGGAGUGGUUCUCUGGGAGAUGCUAACAAGGGAGGUCCCCUUUAAAGGCUUGGAAGGAUUACAAGUAGCUUGGCUUGUAGUGGAAAAAAACGAGAGAUUAACCAUUCCAAGCAGUUGUCCCAGAAGUUUUGCAGAACUGAUGCAUCAGUGUUGGGAAGCUGAUUCAAAGAAAAGGCCAUCUUUCAAGCAGAUCAUUUCAAUUCUGGAGUCUAUGUCAAAUGACAGCAACCUUCCAGACCAGUGCAACUCAUUCCUGCAUAACAAGGCAGAGUGGAGAUGUGAAAUUGAAGCAACCUUAGAGAGACUAAAGAAACUGGAGCGUGAUCUGAGCUUUAAAGAGCAGGAACUAAAGGAACGGGAGCGACGUUUGAAGAUGUGGGAGCAGAAGUUAACCGAACAGUCCAAUACUCCUUUUUUCUUACCUCUUGCUGCAAGAAUGUCUGAGGAGUCUUACUUUGAAUCUAAAACAGAGGAGUCAAACAGUGCAGAGAUGUCAUGUCAGAUCACAGCAACAAGUAACGGGGAGGUAGCUGGCAUGAACCAAAGUCUGAAGGCCUUGAUGAUGACGGGCUUUGGGGAUAUCUUCUCUCUGAACCAAGCAGGAUCUGUCCUGCGUUCUGGAAUGCAGAUAAACAUGCAAGCCAAAAAGAAUUCUUCUAAAACCACCUCUAUGAGAAAAGGAAAGAAAAUCAACAUGGCUUUGGGUUUCAGUGAAUUCGACUGGUCAGAUGACGAUGGUGAUGAUGAUGAUUAUUUUGAUGACACAGAUGAUAGCAGCGAAUGAAAUCAGUUAUAGAAUUAAAUUUGAAAUCGGUUUUAGCAAAGCAAACCAAUAAAGUUAUAGAACAAGAAUCCUGUCAGUUUGGUCUGUUCAAAUCCUGUAAAAGAAAAAAAAGAUGUUUUCCUGGCUGAGCAUGUUUGUGUGUAGAAAGACAUGUUGUUUUUGUUUAGAUUGUGUUGACUUAUUUCUGCUUUGAUGAAAUUUGGAAUUAAACUUUCCAAAGUAAUUGAGAUUACUAUUAAGAACCAUGAUUAUAUCUAUAAUUCUUGAUGCCUGAUUACAGAAACUAUGGCUUGAUAAACUUAAGAUCUGAAAACACUGGGGGAAACUUCAAUGCCUUUAAUGCCAUUAAUGUACUUCAAAUUUUUCUUUUGUGUUUUUUGUCAUUUUCCUUACCCCUUUAAUUGUCAAUCACAUGAAUAUAUUUGUACUUCCAGAUUUGCUAUUCUCUACAAUCCAAUCUUUCUUGCUGUUGCAGUGAAGGGGUUUGCUGUGUUUCUAAUUUAAAGCCUUUUUCAAGGCGGUUUUGUGGGAAGUCACAAAUACAUUUCUUGGGAGAAGGGAAGCUUGGUUGAGAGAAAUAGAGGGGUUAGUUAAAUAUACUGUUUGAAAACUGAAUAGCAGCAGAAUCUAGAUAAUCCCUAUUAGUAGAUGAUUUGUAUAAAUGUUCUUUUUUUCCCUCUCGUGUGUGUGCAUGUGUAUAUAAUUCACUCUAGCAAAGCGGAUUGCAAUCAGACCUCUGCAUCUAUUAUCAGAUAUUGUGAUCUAGAAGCUAAUUUUCAGUUAUGUUGAUGUAAAUCCAGGAAGCCUCAUUAACUUUGAUGGACUUAUUCUUGUACCUGAGAGUAAAAAUGGGUGUUAGCAAAUUUUGAUUCUGUUGCACCUCUUAAGCCCUGUGUGCUAGCUAUCCUUAUGAAAGGACAAAGAGAAGUCACAAUGACAUUUCAGCUUGGGCCCUACUACUGUGGCUUAUGUGAAAUUCUCAGUGAUGGCAGUAAUGUGAGGAAUAUUUACGAGUCUCUGAGUAUCUAUUUUUUGUAGCUAAAUCACUUUUAAAGUAUCGCCACUGCUGUUAUGACUUACCGUAAAACUCAGUGUGUAACAAUCUGCUACAAUAAUUGCCUGCCAGGCACUUGUGUUGAGAGCAGUGAGUACGUUUCUCCUGAUGACCCCUUUAGCAGUGAUGCAGGAGGAGGGAGGGAAACCAGCGCAAACACAAAUGCAGGUUAGAAAGGAAGCUGAUAUAAAAUAUUUGCCCAAGGAAGAAGGGCAGCAUUUCAAAAGAAAAAUGUUACUGUCUAGUUCAGCUAUAGUGGGGAUAAGUCAUCAAAAUCCCGUUCUCAAUUACUGGAGGGGUUUCUUUUAUGAAAACUUCUGUUUUUGAGUGGCUUCUUUAAUUAUAGGCUUGUCUGUUACACAGCUCUAACCUACGUAUUAUGGUGAGUGUUUUUGUAGAUAGCUUAGAGAAAAAUAGAUACAUUAGAUAACAGCAGGCCUGAAAUCAUUACAUGUUCAGACAACAAAAGAGAAAGUUCUUUGAAGGAGUUUUCCCAGAGUGACGAGUGGGCACCUCUUCGGGAUGUGAGAGGAUUGUUUUAUUCUUCAACAUCAGCACUGGUCUGGUAGCCUGUGAGGCAGCAAGCGCUUCAGUCCGAGCUCUCUUGCUCUGCUUGGUUUUCACAGGACUAGUCCUUCCCAAAUGCUCAGUUUCAGUAGGAUAUAAUUCCUCAUUUCCCCUUCUCCCUAACAGUUGCAAACCCAUUGACUUGAAGUUAACCCUCAUGGAUCAGGAAGCCUCUAUCACGGUAGAAUCAUAAUUUAAAUGAUGUAAUAAACUUACUGUGUAUCCCAGGGGGAAACGUGCUCCUUCAGCACAGGUAGGGAUGGCAUUUUAGGUCCGUCAAAGCAACCUAACUUUAGAGAGAACAAGGGACAUUGAAGGGCAAAGAAUAAAAUGGAAAUAUAAGCAAAUAGGCUAUUUCCAGUGCAGAUUUGUACUAUUUUUGUAAGUUUACGUCUGCUAACACCCACCUGCCACAUUGCACACAGGAGAAUUUGAUGUAUUUGUGUAAUCUAAUAGGUGCACUUAAGAUCUUAUGAUGUGUCAUUGUGCAUAGAUUACUGUACCACAUAUGCAGUGUAGUGUUGUACAACUUUAACUGAAAAUGAAAUUUGGUUCAAUACAUUUCGUGUUCAAAACUGUAUCUGUAUCUAGCACUGAUGUUUUGCACUUUUUAGUAUCUGACAUUCUCAGAGCACUUUAUGCACAUUUAUAUUUGUGUGGGUUUUUAAUUGAAUUUUUAAAUCCACUCCUUAAUCUUUACAGAAUUAAAAAUAGUCUUUAAGUAGUAUGGCUUUUUUAGUUAUAAAAUAACAAGAUUUAAGUCUCUUCACAAAUUUUUGUGCUUAUUACCCGUGUGUGUAACUUACUUCAGCAAAAUAUUGUCAGAAUUUGGUAGCAUCCUCAUAGGAAUUUCUAUUUACUUAGUUCCAGUUCUUUUGUGAAAAGAAAAAAAAAAUUACUCUUCCCCUUUCUUUCACCACACGUUAUUUUUCAAAGCAAAUUAAGCUAUAUUAAGGAAAAAAAUAAACUCAUAAAACUUGCUUGUGUGUUCGGAGUAGCAAAGGUCUAUGAAUUGUAGAGAAAGUUAAGGAUAACAUGACACACUGUUGGUGCGGUUCCCUCAUGACAGUGUUAUACUUAGGAUAUUGGCUCUGCUUAUAAGAAAAGAAUGGUAUUGAUUGCAUUUUUACUUUCCUGUGAUGGCUUUCAUAACAGGUGUCUGCAGUUUACAAGCCAAAAAUCAUAUGUGAGAAUCAGCUGUGUUUUUUCUGCCUCUGUUAUGCUCCUAGCUAGCUAAAGAGUUUGGAAGUGUCUCUGUAGGGCCGGUAUGUUGGUUGGAGGAGAUCAGAAUAUUUCGUCUUCCACACCUGAUUUUGCUCUGCAGUACGGCCCGGUCUGUCUUCUGCCUGUGUCAGCACCACAACAGUCCACUGCCACAUGGUGCCUUCCCAUGCCUCAUAGGCCUCUCAGCACAGUUGUCCCCACUGGGCGUUUUGGGAUCCCAGAUUUCUCUACCUUUCCUAGUGCUCUGCAGAUAUCUGCAGUAAAAUAGUAUUGCUGUAGUUGACAGAGGGGAUAUGCAAGAACUGGGCCUGAACUUCUCAUUUUUACCAGGCUGUUGUACUGCCAGCAUUGACUUGGAUGUGUGGCCCAAGAGAAGAAUGGUGAGGAUUGUCUUUUGGCUCGCUUAAAGAUGCGGGGUGAGCUGGGACCAAGACAGGAUGUCCUAACUCCCAACUUUGUUUCUUUUCCUUCAGCACUGGGGAAAAAAAUGGGGAGGAAUUAACGGGGUGGAACUCUUGAUCUGUUUGUUCUUGUGACCAUCACACCAGUAAUUCCUUGGAGUAGCAAGUGUUCUAAGGUAUGGUGUGUAGGUGUGCUGCAUCCUCAGGCCAGUCGGAUGUCCAGCUUGGAGUUUGUCCCCUCUAGAUGUGAAGGGCUUUUGGUAUAUGAGGUCUGGAGUAGCUCCUUGUCGCACAGUUGUGUUCUUGACUUGUCAUUUGUUUAUCAUUUGAGUGGUUUUGUUAGGUGUUAACUCUCUCUCCUUCUAGAUCUUAAAGCUGUUAUUCUGAGUUAAGUAUAUGUUGCAAUAAUGAUUCAUAUUGCUAUCUACAGUAGUGAGUCGGUAGUGUGCAUACAGCUAUUCAGUAUCCAGCAGAGUUACUGUGUGUCUUUAGUACUGUAGUUCCUUUUUCUGUAAUCAGGCAGCUUUUACAGGUUUUUAAUACGACCUCUAACUUGACAGAGGUUUUAACUACAGUCCUAUGUAGAAUGUUCAGGUAGAAAGAUAAGUUCAUUUAGUAAUUUUCACAGCCCUUAAAAUGCACUGGUAGGAAUCUGGAGGAGAAUCCUUUCCCUUUUCCCCCAGACUUCAACUUAGUGUACACUGUAAAAUCUGCACAGAGAUUUCUGAUGUGUGAAAAUUAAAUUUUAAAACUGUAGAACCAACAACCUUCUUUAAACAUUUUAUAUUGUGUGCUAAAUAUUCAUAAUGCCUUUCAAAGUCAGAUAUAGUCCACUGCAUUUCUUGCUUUUGCACUACUGAAAAAGUUUUGUACUGAAUAAUUGAAAUUGAUGCUACUUACACUUCAAGUGUGAACAGAUGAAAUUUGAAUAGAAAAUAUUUUCAGUGUU